Messenger RNA from Eruca vesicaria subsp. sativa (arugula), 976 nucleotides. The record is from the annotation of a GenBank genome assembly. Lineage: Eukaryota; Viridiplantae; Streptophyta; Magnoliopsida; Brassicales; Brassicaceae.
AAAUAGACAAAGAAACCAGCUUGGAACAUCCAAAGAUGAAGCUCCACUGUGGCCUUACCACUGAAAACUUGGCAGCCAAGUUUGGUCUCCAUGAAAAAGGUCUUGACUUCGAAAUUGUCUUCGUAGAUUGGGUUGCUGGUGAAUCCAAAACAAAAGCCUUUCUUACUAAUCUCAACCCAUUUGGUCAAGUCCCGGUUCUUGAAGAUGGGCAUCUUAAACUUUUUGAAUCAAAGGCGAUCACGCGAUACCUAGCCGAACAAUACAGAGACGUUGGAACUGACUUACUACCAAAUGAUCCCAAAGAGAGAGCAAUCAUGUCGAUGUGGAUGGAAAUAAAUACAAAUCAGUUUCAUCCUUUCGCGUCAACUCUCAUCAGAGAGCUCAUCAUAAAACCAUAUCAAGGCUUAGCCACUGACUUUACAUCGGUUCAAGAAAGCAAAAUGAAGUUAUCAGAAGUCCUAAACAUCUACGAGGCUCGUUUAGGUGAGUCUAGUUACUUAGCCGGAGAAACCUUCACAUUAGCAGAUCUUCAUCAUCUUCCACCCAUUCACUACAUGUUGAGAAUGGAAGAAGAAGGCGUUAAAAACUUGAUAUAUUCACGUCCCAAUAUAACCGCAUGGGUUGAGAAGAUGAAGUUGAGACCCGCUUGGCUAAAAACAGUCGUCAAAGGCGAUCACAUCUUUGAGUUGAUGAAGCAACGUCGUCUGCCUAUACAGUUUGAUGCGUCAUGUCACGAGUUAACCUCUGUGGCUGAGACAACUACGAUGGUGACUAUGAACAAUUAAGUAACCAUUAAGUCAUCAUGCAUGGUCCAUUGUAUGAUCCAUUAUGUUUGUUUUCUUUUUAUCAUCAUGUAUGCAUGGUCCAUUGUAUUAUCCACUAUGUGUGUUUUCUUUUUAUUCAAAAAUAUCAUCUCGCCGUUGUGUAUUUGUAUUAAAAAUAAUAAUUCACUUUGUGAUAUAAAGUUUUACUAUUA